Messenger RNA from Caenorhabditis bovis, 1080 nucleotides. NCBI's taxonomy places the organism in Eukaryota, Metazoa, Nematoda, Chromadorea, Rhabditida, Rhabditidae. The record is from the annotation of a GenBank genome assembly.
AUGCAAAUUUUUUUUGAGGGCUUCGAAAAACCUGAACGCGGUCGUGGUAAUUACGCGAACUAUAUAGAAACGGUUUGCUCGACGUUCCUCGAUGAGACCGAACAGUGCCGAAAAGAGGAUGGAUACGGUCGGCGAUCGUUCGUCUGCGAUGUGCACGGACGACUGGCGGCGAACACGAAGAAGAAGCUCAUGGACAUUUUGACGGGAUUGAAAGAUCGAAUCGGAUGCGAAUGUCCGGAUGGGUGUACGCGUUCGGACGGCACCGAUUGGUUCAUCGGGCUUCUGCAUGUGUCGUCGACAAAAAAUACGGACGACUUGAAAAGAGACAUGCAAACCGAGUACGAGAACGCCGAACUGGGAAAUACGACGUGCGAUCAUGGGCUCGUCAUGGUCUAUUUGAAGGACACCCAACAGUUGGCGACGUUCCGCGGCGGCGAUUCGUUCGGCUCCGAUGGCGACACAUUGGCGGUGCAAUAUCUAUUGGCCAACUACAAGCAAGUCUCCGAGGCGCCCAUCGAUAAUUCGUAUGCCUCAUGGCUGCCGGUCAUCGGACUGAUCGUCGCGUUCCUUCUCGUGUUGUGUUUGGUGUCGAUACUCCUCUCGAUGCUGUGCGCCAAAUGCUUUUGUUGUUGCACGAAAAACAAGAAAGAGAAAUACGAGGUGACAAAGCCGGCGACGUACAAAUCGAUCGAGCCGCUCUACGUGAUCACACCGCCGUCGACGCUGAACGCGCGCGCCGCGCACCAUCACGAUGCGAUCUACUCGACGCCCUACUCGGGCAGCCCGUUGCCGUUCCCGCCACCACCGCCACCGCCACCCGGCGCCACCAUGCCGCACACACCAAAUUCGACGUAUCGCUAUUCCGUCAAAAAACCGACGAUUGAGACGGGCUCACUUGGCCAAUUGCCGAUGGAGGCGCACGCGAUUUAUACGCCGAUGGAGCCGACGUAUGGCACAAUCCCACGCGCUCGUCUCGGCCAGCCGACGUCGCCGAACUCGACGAGCAGCAGCCACGAUCCGCACUUUUUGGAUCCGCGGCGACAACAAGAGACGCAGACGCGCGAGGAGUUGAUCUACUAG